CGGUGCAUACCGUCCCUGAAUGAAGGACGCGUGGGCGCCCCUUCCAUCCGACGUCUAUGGACGGACUCGGCUGCCAGCCUACCGCAACUCGGAGGGUGCUGCAGUGCUCGGCUCCUGCGCCGUGCGAGGACGCGGCUCGACUCCAGGCGAGCAAGGGUUGCAACGUGGCUCUGCCCCCAGUGCAAACCCAAAGCACCAAAUCCCCGCCGCCUCCUCCAUUAUCUGUCACCAUCGCUUCCCUUAUCUGCCCCCGCCGCCGCCGUCCGCCGCGUCCCCCUCCACCUUCCUCGGUUCCGGGGAGGUCCUGCACAAGCUCUCCCCGUGCUCUCUGGUUCCUGCGGUUAGUGGAGGGAUCCCGCAUUCUUCGGUUCAUGCAGUCCGUCGGUCCGUGGAGCCAGCGGCGCCAGGGAGCCAGGACCGUGGUGUUGCAGGUCAUGCUGCAAAAGGUCAUGGCGCAGGUUGCGUUGAAACAGAACAUCAAUUGAUGAACCUGAUACACCAUGCGGAGGUAGAAGUGGCCGUUGAUGUGAAGAACAAGGGGUGCGUCAGGGAUGCUGCCUAGGCGGGAGGCCAACAGAUGGGAGGGACGGCUCCGGACAAGGCGGUUCCAUAGGAGUUUUUAUUUUAUGAUUUAUCUUGUUACUGUGAUAAUUUCGGAGAACUUGGGUUCGGAAUGGUGGCUUAUCCAAAUGCUUCAGGACAGUGAGUCACAACUCACAAAUUAUGAUUGAGUUUGACAUUUUUGGUUAGGGUAUUUUGAGUACAUGCUUAUUGUUGUUCUUGUGUCAAGUAUGGCCGCACAGGUGCUACAAUCAAGUUAGAAGACGAUGGUUUUUUUUAA
Messenger RNA from Setaria italica (foxtail millet), 841 nucleotides. RefSeq lists its product as uncharacterized. The coding region runs from base 20 to 562 and encodes 180 amino acids. The record is from RefSeq and is a predicted model, not a curated record. Lineage: Eukaryota; Viridiplantae; Streptophyta; Magnoliopsida; Poales; Poaceae. The transcript is spliced from 2 exons.